Molecule: messenger RNA, 810 nt
Organism: Recurvomyces mirabilis
Lineage: Eukaryota; Fungi; Ascomycota; Dothideomycetes; Mycosphaerellales; Teratosphaeriaceae
Exons: 2
Coding region: 1-810 (269 amino acids)
Molecular function (GO): nucleoside triphosphate diphosphatase activity
Source: RefSeq, a predicted model, not a curated record
AUGGCAGACCACAAGACCUCGCUGGAACCACCUCCAGCAUACACCGACGAGCCUCCCGCGGCUCAAUCGGCGACAAAUGCUGCACCACCACCCAGGCAGGGCGUGGUUCGCGCACCGUUGCCACUCAACUUGCCCGCCCUUAACAUGAUCAGGGGGAAGAGAGUGAUUCUUGCCUCAGCUUCGCCUAGACGAAGACAGCUCCUUGCACAGGUCGGCCUCAAUGAACUCGAAAUCAUCCCAUCAACUGAGCCUGAGAACCAGGACAAAGCGCUCCCGCCUUUCGAAUACGUGCUCGCCACAGCUGAGCAGAAAGCACGAAAUGUCUACGCCGCACAGAUUGACUCGCCACAGGGCGAGCCUGCGCUUGUGAUCGCUGCAGAUACGGUAGUGAGCACACAUAUGGGGCAGAUUCUGGAGAAGCCAAGGAGUGAGCGAGAUCAUAUCGCCACGCUGAAGAUGCUGCGAGACCAGAAUGGAGGUUGGCACAAAGUCUACACGGCUGUGGUGUGCAUGGCACCACUCGACUCACUGGCAGAUCCUGGCUACGCAUUCGAGACACAUGUCGAGGAGACGGCUGUCAAGUUCGAUCAGAGCGUGACCGACGACUUGAUUGUGAGCUAUGUGCGCACCAGGGAAGGAGCAGACAAAGCUGGCGGAUACGGCAUCCAGGGCGUGGGAAGCAUACUCGUGGAGAAGAUCGAUGGGACAUUCGACAAUGUCGUCGGCUUGCCAUUAAGAGCAACUCUGCAGCUCAUUGAGAAGGUCAUCGUCGAGCCCGAUGUUCCGGACGAGGUUGAGGAGGCUCUAUAG